CGUCGUCGUUUGCGAGCAACGCUAUUGGAACGUGUUGUAGUUACAGAUGCUCAUGGUUUCCGAAGGUGAGAAACAGGACUUAAGUCGGCAGACAGACGCAGUACCAAGUCGUCCCAGUGACCGUUCUACUCGCCGCAGAAGAUGCAGACAUCCUUCCAUAUUUGCUUGCCUACUACCGGAGGCAGUUCCGAUCCCGCAAUAUGUCAUAGAGGCUCCAGUGAGCACCUCCCAUUACUGCCCCGCCACGUAAUUGUAACUUUGGCAUGCACGUUCAUAGAGG
Molecule: messenger RNA, 280 nt
Organism: Baudoinia panamericana UAMH 10762
Lineage: Eukaryota; Fungi; Ascomycota; Dothideomycetes; Mycosphaerellales; Teratosphaeriaceae
Exons: 1
Coding region: 47-250 (67 amino acids)
Source: RefSeq, a predicted model, not a curated record